AUGGUCAACAUAGUCAAUAUUGGUUCAUCACAAGUGCCACCUCAGCCUUUAUGCUCCACGAGUGCAGCUCAUGCAAAGGCCAUGCAUGUUCAUGUCAUGACAAAUGACAGCAACCAUCCUAGUACAAUAAGCAGAUGCACUGUAGCCGAUAUUGAGCAGAAUUUAUCGAAGCGUGCUCCCCAGCCACGAUAUGGCCUUGGUCGUCGUCCCUUCCGCCUGGAUCUGGAGAGCCUCCGCGGCAGGGCACCUUGUCCGAACGAGCACCACCAUAAAUCUAAAUCGAAAAAUCACCUCCUUGUCGUGGAUCUCGUCGUGCUCUGGAAUCUAGAUUUUAGCGACCCCAAUUACAACCACGUUGGCGUGGAUAUGAACUCUGCCAAAUUGGCAGCCGUCGCCACUGUUGGGUACUGA
Striga asiatica is the source of this 411-nucleotide messenger RNA. Lineage: Eukaryota; Viridiplantae; Streptophyta; Magnoliopsida; Lamiales; Orobanchaceae. The record is from the annotation of a GenBank genome assembly.